Molecule: messenger RNA, 1077 nt
Organism: Geodia barretti
Lineage: Eukaryota; Metazoa; Porifera; Demospongiae; Tetractinellida; Geodiidae
Source: the annotation of a GenBank genome assembly
AUGGCAAGCCUUACCAACCACGUCAACGGCCGGGGACACGAAGAAGACGAGCCCAAGUUCGUUCUGGUGACCGGCGGUGCAGGAUACAUCGGUAGCCACGUCGUCCUCGAGCUCCUGAAGGACUACCGCUACGUCCCGGUGGUGGUGGACAACCUGGACAACUCCCAUCCAGAGUGCCUUCACCGAAUCGAGGCACUCUCCGGGAAGAAGGUGCCGUUCUAUCCCGUAGACAUGAUGUACAAAGACGGCCUGAGAGAAGUGUUCAAAAAGUACAAUUUUUCCUCCGCUAUACACCUGGCCGGGCUGAAAGCCGUGGGGGAAUCCGUGGAGAAUCCAAUGAAGUACUAUAGAGUAAACAUUGGGAUUGCCCUCAAUCUAGUCGAGGUAAUGAAAGAGUUUGGAGUCGGAAAACUGCUGUUUUCAUCGUCGGCUACUGUCUACGGGACUCCCAAGUACCUCCCCCUGGACGAGAAUCACGAAACGGGCGCCUGCUCAAAUCCUUACGGGAAGACGAAAUUUUUCAUCGAGGAAAUGUUGAAGGAUCUGUCACAGGUCGAGAACGACUGGAACAUUGUCCUGUUGCGGUAUUUUAACCCCAUUGGAGCCCACGAAUCAGGUGAAAUCGGAGAAGAUCCAAACGGCAUUCCGGCAAACCUAAUGCCAUUCCUGACACAAGUUGCAGUAGGGAAGAGAAAAGAAGCAAAGGUUUUCGGUACAGACUACGCUACACGCGAUGGUACAGGUCUACGUGACUAUAUCCACGUCGUUGAUUUAGCACAGGGCCACGUUGCGGCGCUUGCAAAGCUGGAGGAAAAAUGUGGGUGCAGAGCAUACAACCUCGGGACCGGGAAAUCCGUGUCCGUCUUAGAGAUGAUAGCUGCCGUGGAAAAGGCCUCCGGGAAGAAGAUACCGUAUGUUCUGUGUCAUAGGAGGGAGGGAGACGUGGGCGAAAUGUACUGUGACACAACUAAAGCCGAGACAGAGUUGAAAUGGAAGGCCACUCGAAGCCUCGACCAAAUGUGUGCCGACUCCUGGAACUGGCAGAGAAAGAAUCCCACCGGCUACAAGACUGCAUAG